Ilex paraguariensis (yerba mate) is the source of this 2133-nucleotide messenger RNA. The record is from the annotation of a GenBank genome assembly. NCBI's taxonomy places the organism in Eukaryota, Viridiplantae, Streptophyta, Magnoliopsida, Aquifoliales, Aquifoliaceae.
CAUUCAUUUCGUUUCAGAUAGAUAGAGACGGAAGAACAAACAAGAGGAAAUGCAGGUAUUCUCAAACGCGUUCCCUACUCCUCUCCUACUCCUUAUAGAUGCUUGAAAAACCACCCUUGCCUACUUGUGUGGUUUUCAAUUCCCCAGAAUUCAAACUCCCUAAUCUCGUUACUAAUGCAAAUUCAAGACUUGGGUUUUCCAAGUUCGGUUUCCUCACUCAGAAUUGUCGAAUAAAUAUAACCAGAGAUUCUAAUUCCUUUUGCAUUGAAACUGCGGAUGAUAAUGAUGAUAGUCAACAGGAAGGAGGAGAAGUUUUUAAUAUGGACUGGGAAGCAGAAUUCGUUAGAGAGCUUGACCCUUUGAGUUAUUUGCCCCCUAAGAAGAGAUUACAGCAACAGAAGUCUAAGUUGCUUCAACAAACUGAUGACAUGAUGGAUUGGUGUGUCAGGGCAAGGAAGAUCGCCCUCAAGUCUAUCGAAGCAAGGGGCUUAGCCCGUACCAUGGAGGAUUUGGAAACUGUUAACAAGAAGAAGAAAAAGAAGACCAAGAAAAAAGUGGCAAACAAAAACAAGACUGAUAAAUUUGACAAGGAAUUUGAAGACCACUUGGAAUUUGAUUCGGAGAAGGAUGAUUUUGGACUGGAUAAUGUAAUUUCUAUGGAUGAUACUACUCAUCUUAGGAGGAAAGUGAGUAGGAUUUCAGGUGGGAUGUUCAUAGAAAGGAAGAACGUAACGAUGGACGCCUUUGUCCAGAGGCUUUCUCAGUUAUCGGGGCCUUCUGAUCGUAGCAAAGAAAUUAGCCUGAACAAAGCCAUUGUGGAAGCACAGACUGCAGACAAAGUACUGGAGGUUACUGCAGAUAUAAUAAUGGCCGUUGGGAAGGGCCUGAGCCCUUCCCCUCUCUCCCCUUUGAACAUUGCCACUGCACUUCAUCGGAUUGCUAAGAGCAUGGAGAAGGUUUCGAUGAUCAGGACACUUAGGCUGACAUUUGCUCGUCAAAGAGAGAUGUCUAUGCUUGUGGGUCUUGCAAUGGUGGCGUUGCCGGAAUGCUCGGCUCAAGGUAUUUCGAAUAUUGCAUGGGCGUUAUCCAAGGUUGGAGGUCAGCUUCUCUAUGUCUCGGAAAUGGAUAGAGUGGCAGAGGUGGCCUUGACCAAGGUUGAUGAGUUCAAUUCGCAAAAUGUAGCUAAUUUAGCAGGUGCUUUCGCUUUUAUGCACCACUCCUCUCCAGAUCUCUUUUAUGAAUUAUCAAAGAGGGCAUCGAACAUAGUUCAUACUUUUAAGGUGCAAGAAAUUGCUCAGUUGCUGUGGGCUUUUGCUUCUCUGUAUGAGCCUGUGGACCCUUUCCUGGAAUCUCUAGAUACUAUUUUUAAGGAUGUAAACCCGUUGAAAGUCUGCUUACAUGAAGAAACAUCGAAACUCAGUGAAGAAAGAGGUGCAGGAACUAUUGGAGAAUCUGAGUUUGAAAGAGUUCUAGGACCUCCUUUGCUUUGUUUUAAUAGGGAUCAGCUUGGGAAUAUAUCCUGGUCUUAUGCUGUUCUUGGGCAAAUGAGUCGGAUUUUCUUUUCCCAUGUGUGGAAAACUCUCAGCCAUUUUGAGGAGCAACAAAUUUCAGAGCUGUAUAGGGAGGACAUCAUGUUUGCUUCUCAGGUUCAUCUCGUGAACCAAUGCCUGAAGCUUGAAUACCCCCAUCUACAGUUGUGUCUCAGGAGUGAUCUUGAGGAGAAAAUUGCUUCUGCUGGAAGAACGAAGAGGUUUAAUCAGAAAAUGACUUCUUCAUUUCAGAAGGAAGUGGCUCGUCUUCUUGUCAGCACUGGCCUUGAUUGGGUCCGAGAAUAUUCUGUGGAUGGGUACACGUUGGAUGCAGUCUUGGUUGAUCAAAAAGUUGGUCUGGAGAUUGAUGGGCCAACUCAUUUCUCGAGAAAUUCUGGUGGGUACCGUGGUGUUCUUUACUCUUGAACAUCGAAGUGUAUUAUGUACAGAGAUGUUCAUAUGGGUUCGGCCGAUAUGGUCAUCCCUAAUUUGCUAUCAAUUCAUAUUCUUAUGCUUCUCUAUAGGGGUCCCUUUGGGGCAUACAAUGUUGAAACACCGGUACAUUACUGCUGCUGGUUGGAAGUUGGUAUCUGUAUCUCAUCAA